AUGUGGCGACGCACAUAUCUCACGCUCGUCCUCAUAAGGCUGUGGUUUGCGUUAUCACCCAGUUAUUUACACCCGGACGAGAACUUCCAAGGGCCUGAAGUCAUAGCUGGCCAAAUUUUUAGCUAUCCCGUACGACACACUUGGGAAUUUACAAGCGAGAAUCCUAUCCGAAGUGUUUUCCCACUAUGGCCCGUCUACGGUCUUCCCAUGCUCCUCUUGCGGUGGCUUUGGAUUGGUAACGGCAAAGACGGAGAGAUCCCACCUAUUGCGGUUUUCUGGACUCUGCGCGUGCUCAUGUUUGUCAUUAGCUUUGUUCUUGAAGAUUGGGCUUUGCAUGAGUUGAUCCCGUCACCGAAGCAUCGCCGUGUUGCCGUCCUCCUUGUCGCCUCGUCCUACGUGACCUGGACCUAUCAGACGCACACGUUCUCCAACUCGGUAGAGACACUUGUUGUUGCGUGGAGUCUUGUUCUGAUCCAGCGAGUCGCUGAUCCACGGGUUCGUUCUUGCACACCAUUACCACUGAUAAGACUAUCAGCUGACUUCAACUUCGAUACACAGCAGCGGUCAUGUGUUUUAUCCGCUACAGUGCUUGGAAUAGUUGGAGUAUUCGGUGUAUUCAAUCGAAUCACAUUUCCAGCAUUUCUGGUUGUUCCUGGGCUUCGACUGCUUCCUGUGUUCUGGAAGAGGCCUACAUCUCUCGUAUACUUGACGUUAGCUGCAGCGGUGACAACUGUCAUUGCAAUCGGUCUAGACACCGCAUUUUACCUGCCAGGUCCCAUCACAUGGACCGACCUGAUCCAUAAACCUGUAAUCACCCCUCUUAACAACUUCAAGUACAACUCGGCAACCGAGAAUCUAGCGCAGCAUGGCCUCCAUCCUUGGUACCAGCAUCUGGUGGGGAAUUUGCCGUUGCUGCUGGGCCCAGCUGCAGCUUUGUUGAUAACAAAACCCAAACUGUCAAUCCGACUCUGGUCGGCAGUGUCUGGUUUGGUGGUACUGUCGGCGUUUCAACAUCAGGAGGCGAGAUUCUUGCUACCCACGGUACCACUAUUUCUUUCGUCAAUUCGCAUGCCCCAAAACCAAACAAUACUCUACGUCUUUACAACAGUUUGGAUCGGGUUUAACCUCGUCCUCGGCUCGUUGAUGGGUAUCUACCAUCAAGGAGGUGUGGUGCCGGGUCAAGUCUUCUUGAGUCAGCAACCAGAUGCCACCCAAGCUAUCUGGUGGAAGACAUAUACACCGCCAAUCUGGCUUCUUAAUGGCAAGAAUGAGUUCUUGACCACGCGAGACGUUAUGGGUCUCAAGGGUGAGGUGUUACUUGAACAACUCUACGGACUCGCCACAUGCGACACUCCCGCCGACAGACGAAACCAGGAGUAUCUGAAGGAGAAGAAUGGUACAUAUCUGAUCGCCCCGGCAUCAGCGACAUGGUUAGAUCCCUACCUGCCCAACAAGGGCUUGGAGGGGCUACGAUUUAGAGAGGUAUGGCGUUACAGGAAACACUUGAACCUGGAUGAUCUGGAUUUUGGCGACGACGGCGUUUGGGACACCCUGGCCAGGGUUAUUGGGCGACGGGGCCUCGUCGCCUGGAGAGUAACAAAAAGCUGCCCAAAUUGA
This is a messenger RNA of Fusarium redolens, 1617 nucleotides long. Its product is annotated as Alg9-like mannosyltransferase family-domain-containing protein. Gene Ontology annotation, cellular component: endoplasmic reticulum membrane. Gene Ontology annotation, molecular function: alpha-1,2-mannosyltransferase activity. The record is from RefSeq and is a predicted model, not a curated record. Bases 1 to 1617 code for a protein of 538 amino acids. The transcript has 3 exons. Gene Ontology annotation, biological process: GPI anchor biosynthetic process. Lineage: Eukaryota; Fungi; Ascomycota; Sordariomycetes; Hypocreales; Nectriaceae.